Gossypium raimondii (Peruvian cotton) is the source of this 2174-nucleotide messenger RNA. Its product is annotated as high mobility group B protein 15. Bases 479 to 1837 code for a protein of 452 amino acids. Gene Ontology annotation, molecular function: DNA binding. The transcript has 7 exons. The record is from RefSeq and is a predicted model, not a curated record. NCBI's taxonomy places the organism in Eukaryota, Viridiplantae, Streptophyta, Magnoliopsida, Malvales, Malvaceae.
UAUUAUUUUUCAGUUUUCUAUGGAAGUCGUACCAUUUUUACAUUAGUACACUUUGGACUCUCAAUUUUUUUAUUAUUAUUUUGGUCUUGAUGUGAGAGUACCUUUGUAUUGUAUUGUAUCAGUAACCCAUAGAACUAAAUAAUAGGUAUUGUCAGAUAAAAAGAAACUUCAAACUUGGUUGAUUAUGCAUGACAUUCAUAUUUAUAUUAUUUUGUAAUAUAUGUAGGUAGUAUAUCUGUUCAGUAACCAUGAGAUACGAGCGUAUCUCUAGAAUGUCAGGGGCAAAUGUUAUAGACUAUCAUAGGCCUGUAAACUCUAGGUUCUGAAAAGAAAAAAGAGAGAAGAAACAUACUUUUAUUUUAAUAGGUUUCUUUGAGUUUUUAUUGUUUGGUGAUCUCAAAGGCUGCUCCUUUUAGCAUGGAGAAAAGUGAAGGGUUUGUCAAGGGUGGAAUACUGAAAAACAAAAGGAAUAUAGUCAAUGGCGUCAACUUCAUUCGCCAAGCAGACUCUUGUGCCUAUGAAGGAACCAGUGUCUAGCUAUACUCCAUAUCCACCUCCUCUUGCAAGAUAUGAAGAUGUUGUAGCUAGUCCAAAGCUUUUCCUCGCCACUUUGGAGAAGCUCCAUGCUACUAUGGGAACAAAGUUUAUGAUCCCCAUCAUAGGAGGAAAGGAGUUAGAUUUGCACAAACUUUUCGUGGAGGUAACAUCGCGUGGUGGAAUUGAGAAGAUUGUAAGAGAGCGGAGAUGGAAAGAAGUGACUUCUGUUUUCAACUUCCCCUCCACUGCUACAAAUGCAUCUUUUGUGCUGCGGAAGUACUAUGUUUCUCUGCUUCAUCACUAUGAACAAAUCUACUUCUUUAAAGCCCGUGGUUGGAUCCCUGUUCCUUCUGAUCCUCUUCGAAACCAACUACUACCGCAGACCCCUACUCAAGGUGCAGUGCGGCCAGCCACAGAUAUUCAUUCAGCUGCUGUCCAGCAGCCAAGAGUAAAUAUUGCCGAGUCGCCUGCAGUAAGGCCAACAUCGACAGCAGGCACUCCUGUGAUUGGGGUCAUUGAUGGGAAAUUUGAGAGUGGCUAUCUUGUUACUGUCACCAUUGGCUCAGAGAAGUUAAAAGGUGUCCUCUACCAGGCUCCUCAGGGUGCAGCACCCCAAGUGCCACAUCAGUAUGGUGUAUUUGCUGGCAAGAGUGACAGCGCUCAUGCUUCAUCAGGGGUGCAACGUCGGAGGCGCCGGAAGAAAUCUGAGAUAAAACGGAGGGACCCUGCUCAUCCGAAACCUAACAGGAGUGGGUAUAAUUUCUUUUUUGCUGAGCAGCACGCAAGGCUGAAACCACUUCACCCUGGAAAGGACAGAGAGAUUAGUAGAAUGAUUGGUGAAUUAUGGAACAACUUAACUGAAUCAGAAAAAACAGUCUAUCAGGACAAAGCGCUCAAAGACAAAGAAAGAUAUAGGAUUGAGAUGGAGGAUUACAGGGAAAGAUUAAGAACAGGUCAAAUUAUCAGUGAUGCAGUGCCCCUACAGCAACGACUUCCGGAACCAGAUGUAGAAAUGACAGAAGCAAAUAUGAGGCUUGAUGGAGCUGAAGGUGGCGAUUCUCAAACACUGGAACAUGAUAGCAGCUCCGGUGGAAGUGAUUUCGAAGAUGAUAAAACUGCAGAUAAGGAUUUAGGUAUGGAAGAAUCUCCGGUUGUAGGGGUAGGCGGUGAAUCUAUGAAUGAAGAUGUGGAGAUUUCAGGUGAGCUAAUGAUUGAAAAGUUCAGCAUUGAGGGUGAAGAAAACUUGGGGAAUGCUUUGUCAGAGGCAAACAAAGAACCAAUGCAUAGUGAAGAACACUAAAAAAUCUGCUAGGGUUAACAUAAACAUCGCGGCCGUGAAGUAAGUUUUUAUUUAGUUGCUUCCUUUUUAUCUGUAAAAAGUUAGUUUUACUGUUAGCGGAAGGUUUUGUUUCCUAGGAUGGGAUGAAGGCAAGAUAUUUUUUUACUGGCUUGGGUAAAGUGUUGUGGUGGAGAAAUCCCAACACCUGCAAAAAACGAUCUCCCAACUAGCUUAUUGUGUCAAUGGAGGGCUCAUUUGUAGACUGUAGUUGACAACAAAGUGUAGAAAUGCAUGAAGAGAAAAGUUCUUUUUAAUGCGUAGAUAUAUGAAUUUCAUUCAUACCCUUGGAUUUGCUUGA